Messenger RNA from Pyricularia oryzae 70-15, 1024 nucleotides. RefSeq lists its product as uncharacterized. The transcript has a single exon. Bases 314 to 916 code for a protein of 200 amino acids. The record is from RefSeq and is a predicted model, not a curated record. Lineage: Eukaryota; Fungi; Ascomycota; Sordariomycetes; Magnaporthales; Pyriculariaceae.
GAUAGGACUGCGGUCGGGCAAGCAGAAUGGACCUGAACCACUCAAUACAUAAAUACGUCCUGUGUUCCUCCUUGACAUGUAGUUUCCUCUACUUUUUCCUCACCCAUCCACGGUCUUUGUGUUCAUCCAUAAUACUUUCCUUUUUUUCAUUCUUUUUCCUUUUCUUUUCUUGUUUCUGGAUAUCUUUCUUUAAAUUUAUCCUUACACUCAUUUUGCGGGCAAUACCUCCACUCAUUCGGUUCCUGCCCAGCGGCUUAUUCCAGAUCGUUUAUUAGAAAGUACAGCAUAAUACAGGAAAGAAACCCCAAAAAAGAUGCACGCCUCAACUCUCGUAUCCAUCUUGGCCGCCGCCAGCGCCGCCCUCGUCUCCGCCAACCCGGUCCUGGGGAGCGAGGGUCCCAAGGUCGCCAAGCUCGAGCGUCGCAUAUGGCCGCUUACGCGGAGACCAGCGACGCCCGCGACGCCUGCGGCGCCGCCGCCGCCGCCCCCGACGUGUCCGACCAUCUGGACCGCCCUUGGCGCCUUCAAGCCGACGACUGAUGGGCACUGCUGCGUGGAGGGCCGUUCAGACGCAGCUAAGAUGGACAACAAGGACGCACUUCACUGCUGCAAGCUCACCGCCACCACCCACCUGGCCGGCGCCCCGUCCGAGCUCCCUUGCACCAACUCCUACUUUACCAAGACGGCGUUUUUCAACACGCUGUGGAGGUGCAACACCGGCAGGCAGGCACCCGGUCUUUGCAGUGCAAACAACAUCCUGACGAUGCCCGAGGUCGUGAACAAGUACGCUCCCAAUGGCAAGCGUGUGACGUUUGGUUACGCGGCAGCCAAACGCCCCGACCCUGGAUACUCGCGGUUCAGAAAAAACCCCUUGGGCGACCCUGCGCCUGCACCCGUGCAGGUGGCGAAGCUCUGAGUGGGGUGGCUGCGACGUCUGGCUUUUUCGGCUGAUAGGUAAUGGCGUCACAAAAAGGAAAGAAAAAGAGGGGGGGAGCCUCUUUUGGAAUGAACAUCUCGCCCGUUG